UUGGGGACGACCUGUGAAGCCUUUCUUGCUUGACUGACCUGUGCGCCAUGACGGAUUUUCUAGGACGAUUGCGGAGCCUGCUUUUCCUGCCCAGCACCGUCGCCAUCAUGUGCAGGUCCGACGAGAUGGGUCCAUGGUGGAAUGCGUGGCUCGCGAGCGCGACCGAGCCGGAGGGACCGGGCAUUCAGCAUGUGGCACUGACGGACCGCAGCCGCUGCCCCAUGAUCUCGUUCAUCAGGCAGAUCCGACAGGGCCAUCCCACUUUUCGGGUCUUGGACAUUGGCGCGGUGGGCAACCCUUGGAGCAUCCACAGCGGCGUGGUGGAUGCCAUCUUCGACUACCAGGCCACCAACUAUCCGCCCUGCUUCUCGACUGCGGAACUGCACACGCGCGGGAGAAGGUGUUGUUCGUCCAAAGAUGACGACUGCUUUGACAGCCUCUACACCCGUGAGCGAUGCUGUCGUGGAGAGGAGCCGGUGUUUGUUGCGAUGAUCGACGGAGAUGUCACUGAUGCGCUUGGUGAGGGCUGGGCGAAGCUUAUGGCUUUCGUGGACACGGUGGGGAAGUUCGACUUGGUCCUGACCUCGCAUCUCUUGGAAGAUGUCACCGAUCCUUCCGUGGUGGUGCGGCUGCUUCCUCGCGUGGCCACGGCCGGUUUGGUCAUGGUCCCGUCCAAGUAUGACGAGUUCGCGCGGGUCGACAUGGACUUGAACAGUUUGUCGGGUCUGUCUCGGAGAUACCGAGGGUCGCUGCAUCACCGCUGGAUUUUCACGGUGAAGGACAGCGAGUUGCUGGCAGUGCCGAAGCUGCCAUACCUGGAGCACGAUGAAAGCUUCUCCGGCUUGGAGGUACAUGCGUCCAACAAGUCAUUGGUUGAUAUGGCCCUUCUGUGGCGAAGCAAGCUACCGAUGAGGAUCAUCAAUAACGGUUACCUGGGCCCUUCUAUAGAAUUUGUUAUUCAGAUGAUUCGGAAUGCACUCAUCAAUGAUGAAAUAGAUCGAUUGAGAACCGCCAUGCAAUAAAA
Molecule: messenger RNA, 1024 nt
Organism: Durusdinium trenchii
Lineage: Eukaryota; Dinophyceae; Suessiales; Symbiodiniaceae
Source: the annotation of a GenBank genome assembly